ACGGCACUCCAAUUGGCCGGGACGACCGUCCAUCAAUCAAUCUUGGUCGAUCGAUCGGCCCCUCAUCGGUCAACGCAUUUCCCGUUCUGAAAGUUCCUGCAAAGCUCCCGGAGAGAAAGAAACUAAGCCUUUCCUCUACCGCCCCCUUCCUUUCCUUUCCUUUCCCUCCCCAAAGUUCCCAAGAGCAAAAAUCGUGAAAUUAGAUGAAAUAAACACUUAAAAACUUGCAAGUAAACAGCCCCAAGGCUGCGCACCACCCUAUGCCUCCGAACGCCACUUGGCGACUGGCGGCCAGCCCUUUCCCUGGUUAGAAACUGGACCCUUUGAGGAGCCUGGCGCGGAGCGGGCUCGGAGCGGACAAUGCCUGGGCAGCAGCCGCAGAAAGACAAAGAAAAGGAAGAGGAGAAGGCUGAUGAGGAAAUGGAGCAGGAUUCUCCAGAGAAUGAGGAGAGCUCAGAUGAGGAGAGUGGCAGUACUUCUGCAUCUGAGGAGGAGGGUGAAGACAGCUCAGAAAUGGACGAUGAGGACUGUGAGCGGCGCCGCACUGAGUGUCUGGAUGAAAUGUCAGAUUUGGAGAAGCAGUUCACGGAUCUGAAAGAACAACUGUACAAAGAGAGAUUGAGUCAGGUUGAAGCCAAACUGGAUGAGGUGAUCGCAGGGAAAGCAACUGAGUACUUGGAGCCCCUGGCUGUCCUGCAGAAGAACAUGAAAAUCAGAACGGAGGUAGCAGGAGUAUAUAAAGAUUUGUGUUUGGAAGUAAUCAGAAACAGGUACGAGUGUGAACUGCAGGGAGCCCGACAACAUCUGGAGAGUGAGAAGCUGCUGCUGUUCGAUAACAUGCGGAAUGAGUUGUUGGAGCGAAUUCAGCGAUUGGAAGAGGACAAGCAGAGUAUAGACAUAACCUCUGAGUGGUGGAAUGAGGAGGUCCGCGGGAAACGGAACAAGAAGAAAUGUGACACCUUUAAACCAGAAAAGAAGAAGAAGGCAGCGACUGUGUCUGGGCCGUACAUUGUCUACAUGUUGCGAGACAUUGAUAUCUUGGAGGACUGGGCUGCAAUUAAAAAGGCAAAAGCAGUUGUGGCCCAGCAAAAGAGAAAAUCAGAUGGUACAAACACUGAAGCAGCCCACGGUAAGAAGGCAAAGGCCUCAUCUCAAGUGAUAAAUGACACAGCUCUACCUAAACAAGAGAAACAUUUGUACUUGGCUAAGUGUGAAGAUGGAAGAUUAUUCUAUGAGGGAGACUGGUACAGCAAGGGGCAAAGCAUCAUACUGGAGAUAAAGGAUGAAGCACCCUCACAUGCAACAAUUACAGCUGUCAGCACGGGAGAGGUUUGGCUCCGCAGGUUAGAUGGCAGCAAAACCAAAUUGUACGUCAGCCAGCUUCAGAAAGGGAAAUAUUCUAUCCACAAGGCAUGACCUUUUGACAAGAAACCUCUACCAUCGAGGAAGAGCUUAUUCUAGCAAAAAAGUUAUAUAUCGAUUUACAUAAAACGAAAAGUAUUUUUUGAUAAGCAGCCUUCUCUCCAGGGUUUACAUGGAAGACUGGCACCAAGAAAACUCAGUGUAACUUCAUUAUGGAGUAUGGCAAAAUGAUUGCCAAAGUUUAAAAGACCAUGAACAAAUCAGAUUCCCACUUGUGCUUCGAGAGGGAGCAAAGUUUGGCAAAACAGCUGGCUUUGGGGAGGCCAGUUAAACAGAAGCUUGCCCCACCCCCCACCCUCUGCCUCCUUUCCGGAUUGCUCGUAAAAUUCGUGAGUGGUGAAACCAAGAGGAUAUUUUAGCACUUUCUCUUUACUUUUGGUGACCUACUGUGCACUAAGAUUCAAAUCUGCGCAUGGCAUGAACUGCAGAGUAAUUAAAGAUACUAGUCAGAGCCUGUAUCCAAAUGGUGCUUUAUGAAUUUGAGUUACAUGGCAGAGCUCAACUGUGGAUACUGCUUGCAAUUGUACAGCACUUUUUAAAAACCGGACCGACUCUGAAUUGGAGUCCUAAGCACUAAACCAUGGAGAUCGUGUGGAAUAAAAUGUUUAUUUCAAAUCUAUUGAAGCUUUAAAAAAUAAGACAUCUAUUAAAAUAAAUAUUUGACACA
Messenger RNA from Rhincodon typus (whale shark), 2089 nucleotides. RefSeq names its product breast cancer metastasis-suppressor 1 homolog. Gene Ontology annotation, biological process: negative regulation of transcription by RNA polymerase II. The transcript has 13 exons. Gene Ontology annotation, molecular function: histone deacetylase binding. Gene Ontology annotation, cellular component: Sin3-type complex. Lineage: Eukaryota; Metazoa; Chordata; Chondrichthyes; Orectolobiformes; Rhincodontidae. Bases 361 to 1416 code for a protein of 351 amino acids. The record is from RefSeq and is a predicted model, not a curated record.